CUCUCUAUAGUCUGCGCGUGCCUAGAACGCCCCCUCCCCACUUGCGUCGCGCGCGGGGCAUUGUAGGUGGCCUUGGCCGCGGCGGGCCUGACAGGCGGAGCAGAGCCAGAGCCUCAGCGGAGCGGAGGAGCCUCCUCUUCGCGCCUGGGCCGCGGGAUGGCGGCGGCGACGACGGCGGCAACGAAGGCGGCCUGCGCUGUGGCUGCGCGGGGCCGAUGCUGGGCGGCGCUGAGCCGGACAAGGGCCUCCUGCUGCUCCGGCCUGCCCUGUGGCGGGAGGGCGCUGCGAGGGGCGGCAGCGGCUGCGGCGCCCUGUACGGGCCUGGGGGCGUGGCCGGGCCUAACCCCGAGGAGGGCCCUUUCCUCACGGAACCGUCCUGAGGGCAAAGUGUUGGAGACGGUGGGUGUAUUUGAAGUGCCAAAGCAGCACGGGAAGUAUGAUACGGGACAGUUAUUUCUGCACAGUGUAUUUGGAUACCGGGGGAUAGUCCUCUUCCCUUGGCAAGCCAGGCUGUACGACAGAGAUGUUGCUUCUCCGCUGCCUGAAAAGGGCGAGAAUUCCGCUGGACACGGAUCCAAGGAAGUGAAAGGCAAGACGCACACCUACUACCAGGUGCUCAUAGAUGCUCGUGACUGCCCACAUAUAUCUCAGAGAUCGCAAACGGAAGCAGUGACUUUCUUAGCAAACCAUGAUGACAGCAGAGCCCUCUAUGCAAUCCCAGGACUUGACUACGUCAGCCACGAAGACAUCCUUCCCUAUACCUCCACCGACCAGGUGCCUAUCCACCACGAGCUGUUUGAGCGGUUUCUUAUGUAUGAUCAGACAAAAGUUCCUCCCUUCAUGGCAAGGGACACAUUGUGUGCGUGGCAGGAGAAAAACCACCCCUGGCUGGAGCUCUCAGAUGUGCACCGGGAAACCACAGAGAACAUCCGGGUCACGGUCAUCCCCUUCUACAUGGGCAUGAGGGAAGCCCAGAAUUCCCACGUCUACUGGUGGCGCUACUGUAUCCGUCUGGAGAACCUCAACAACGAAGUUGUGCAGCUCCGGGAACGGCACUGGCGAAUAUUCAGCUUGUCGGGCACCCUGGAGACUGUCCGUGGCCGAGGGGUAGUAGGGAGAGAGCCGGUCUUAUCCAAAGAGCAACCAGCCUUCCAGUACAGCAGCCAUGUCUCCUUGCAGGCAUCCAGCGGGCACAUGUGGGGCACUUUCCGCUUUGAGCAGCCUGAUGGCUCCCACUUCGAUGUCCGGAUCCCACCCUUUUCCCUGGAAAGCAAUAAGGAUGAGAAGACGCCCCCUUCUGGCCUCCAUUGGUAGAGCAUCCCUCAGGACCGGUUUACUCCCACCAGCCCCUCCCUCCAGCAAAGCCCCUUUCCUUCCUCCCCUCAAGGGCUGAAGCUAGUUCUGGGUUUAUUUUUAAAGACACCGUCUUGAACUCAUUCCCCGCCAUUUCUUCUAUCGGUGGCUGAAAUAGGGGAUUGCUUGGAACUCUUAAAAUAAACCUUGUUUUGGGGGCUGCUUGCCACCAUUAGCCCUCCUCCUCCCUCCCGUUCCCAGGUGCUUGGUGGACUCGAGAGUGUGGGGGGUGCCUAGAGCAAAGCUGCUGCUGGCGCAGCCCACGAGGGUCUCUGCUGAGUGUCGCGUGGAGCCUUUUUCUGAAUGUGAGGUGGUGUGCGUUUUUUCCUACAAAUAAAACAUGCCCUCCCCAGAAAUGCUUAAGUCUUCCGUUUGUAAACCACCCCCACCCACCCCCAGGCAUUUCUCUGGCCCUGAUACCAUCCAUUCCAGGUCUAGCCCUCCCCAGCAGUGAACAUGCCUUCCUUCGGGGGCAAGGCCAGAGGAGGAGUGGGGUGUGUGUGGAGGCUUCUACCCUACAUCCCCUGUCCAUUUCCUGUGACAGGAGUGGGGAAGGUGCUGCCCUCCCGUUGUUACUGGAGUCCCAGCUCCCAUUGUCAGCCAAGACACUCUUGGGUUGUCUGCUCCCGAUCCCAGAGACUGGGCCUUGGGCUAAAUGAGCAGCUUCAGGGCAACGCUUAAAUGCGCAGCGCCUCCAGCCUCAUUGUCGCUGACGUGACCCUGCCGGCUCCUGUCUCGCUGCAUGCUUGGAAUGGAGUGCAGCUUUAAAGAGUCCCGCUGCUCAGAGCAGAAGGUUGGAGAUGGAAGCAAGGCAGGCGGGCUGCAGUGCGGCUGGGCCUCAGUGCCGCUGCACCCUCUCUUGCUAAUAAAGCAACAGGGCCCUCUGGGCAGGGUGGGAACUGCCACUCCCUCGGCUCAUGGGAACUUUCCCUGCUUCUGGCGUGGCACCUAUGGAAGGUUAAAUCGUUUUAAGCCAGCCUUUGCCCAUCUGGUGCUCUCCUGAUGUUUUGGUCUACAGCUCCCGAGUUGGCAUCCAAAACGGGAAGAGCAUCAGGCUGAGGAAAGCUGUUUUUCAGCUGCAAAGGCAGCACCCGCUUUAAAACCAGGUUGGCCCUCCAGGUCAGCAUACUGAGGAAGGCCAAGCCCUGUGCAGGGGCUUCCUUCCCUCAACCGGCUUUGUAGAUUGCAAAGGCCACUUUUAUUUUCCCUGGAUUGUAGCCGUGUCCCGUGUAACCUACCAGGGUGGCUGUGGGGAGAGCUGUUGGGCAAGGCCAGCUCUGCCGGAGACGUCCCAAGGGGAGGGCGCUUGCUGUAGCCAUGCCAGUCCCCACCCCAUCGACUUGACUUCUAGGCCGCUGUUCUUCAUUUAUGUGCCUGCUGGUGGACCUUUAUUUAAAUCGAGCCAAGACAACCCAGGAAACCCUGCUGAGGCUCAGAACUGGAGCAAAGCUACACCUUUUACAAAGCGUUCCCGUCCCACUCACGGGCUGUGGAUAUGGAUGAAGCCAGCAGGGCUGGGGGGGCUCCUUGCCAUGUGGGGAGGGGACUUCUUUAGGCAGAGGGCUAUGUCAGAGCUCCUGGGGAUGUGUCCCCCCCCCUUAGCCACAUUAGUGCUUCCAGACUCUGGCAGAGGCUGGCUUUGUUAUGUAAAUAACUGUAAAAAUAAACAAAAACUGCUAUUCAAUAAAAACCGUUGGAGUAA
Molecule: messenger RNA, 3055 nt
Organism: Rhineura floridana
Lineage: Eukaryota; Metazoa; Chordata; Lepidosauria; Squamata; Rhineuridae
Gene: POLDIP2
Product: DNA polymerase delta interacting protein 2
Exons: 11
Coding region: 157-1314 (385 amino acids)
Biological process (GO): error-free translesion synthesis
Cellular component (GO): nucleus; mitochondrial nucleoid
Molecular function (GO): DNA binding
Source: RefSeq, a predicted model, not a curated record